CAGGACACCCGCCGCAGCCGCCUCCUUCCCCCUCUCCGUGUGUGUGUAUGUGUGAGAGAGCGCGAGUUGUGUGUGUGUUUCCUGUGGCUGCUCGGUUGCCCGUGCUUCGACACACUCAGUGUUUAUCGGCUCGCCAUGGCGGACGGACGCAGAGAGCUGCCGCCUCACCUCUCCCUACCCCCGGCUAGCAAGCGACCCUGCUUCCGCCCAGCACCCCGUGGUCCCGGGCCGGGGCCCGGCCAUGGUAGCGGAUUUGCGAACUCUCGGUACCGCUCACCGGAAUCCCUUUUGGAUUGCGCCGCGAAGGCAGUGGCGGAGAAAUGGGCCUUUGAGAGAGUGGAGGAGCGCUUCGAACGGAUCCCGGAGCCCGUUCAACGUCGUAUCGUGUACUGGUCUUUUCCUCGCAACGAAAAGGAAAUAUGUAUGUACUCUUCGUUUCAAUGUCGAGUCGCCGGCGAGGAGGGGCCGUCGGCGGCUACAGGAGCUGGGGCCGCUGGGUCUGGAUCUUCUACCAGCGCUGGUGGUGGUGGCGGCGGCGGCGGAGCCUCUGCCGCUGGCACCACGUCUAGCGCCGUAGCCGGAGUGGUGGGGACGGGGGACGGACUCCCCUUCCGCCGGGGUAUCAGGCUACUGGAGACAGGCUGUGUGGAGAACGUUUUGCAAGUCGGGUUCCAUCUGAGCGGGACCGUGACGGAACCGGCCGCGGCUUCGGAACCCGAGGUCACCCACAAGGUGGCCAUCAGCUUCGACCGCUGCAAGAUCACCUCGGUGACAUGUGGCUGUGGAAACCGCGACAUCUUCUACUGCGCCCAUGUGGUGGCGCUGUCGCUGUACCGCAUACGCAAGCCCGAACAGGUGAAGCUGCGCCUGCCCAUCUCGGAGACGCUGUUCCAGAUGAACCGGGACCAGCUGCAGAAGCUGGUGCAGUACCUGAUCACGGCCCACCACACAGAGGUGCUGCCCACCGCACAGAAGCUCGCCGACGAGAUCCUCUCGUCCAACUCGGAGAUCAACCAGGUCCACGGUGCGCCGGACCCUACGGCGGGCGCCAGCAUCGACGACGACAACUGCUGGCACCUGGACGAGGACCAGGUGAGGGAGCAGGUGAAGCAGUUCCUCUCCCAGGGAGGGUACUACGGCUCGGGCAAGCAGCUCAACUCCAUGUUCGCCAAGGUGCGCGAGAUGCUGCGAAUGCGAGACUCGAACGGCGCCAGGAUGCUAACGCUGAUCACAGAGCAGUUCAUGGCUGACCCUCGCCUGUCGCUAUGGAGACAGCAGGGCACGGGCAUGACGGACAAGUGUCGACAGCUGUGGGACGAGCUGGGUGCAUUGUGGGUGUGCGUGGUGCUGAACCCCCACUGUAAGAGCGACGAGAAGAGCAGCUGGCUGCGGCAGCUGAAGAAGUGGGGCGACAUGGACGUGUGCCCUCUAGAGGACGGCAACUACGGCAGCGAGCUCCCCAACAUCACCAACGCCCUGCCGCAGAGCAACCUCGCACAGGACUCCCUAGCGCGGCCCCGGCGCACGGUGUUCAGCCGGGCGAUGGAGGCGUGCGAGCUGCACUGGCAGGACAGCCACCUCCAGAGGAUCAUCAGCAGCGACCUGUACAUGUCCCCCGCCUACCAGAGGGACCAGGGGGACAGCCUGCUCUUCAACCCCCAGGGCCUGCCCCUCUGGCUGGAUCACGUGCCCACGGCGUGCGCCCGUGUGGACGCGCUGCGUUCCCAUGGAUACUCCAGGGAGGCGUUGCGGUUGGCUGUGGCCAUCAUCAACACGCUGCGGCUCCAGCAGCAGCGGCAGAUGGACAUCUACAAGCACCAGAAGAAGGAGCUGCUCCACAGGGGUCUGACCUCCACCAGCACCCUGGAGGGCUGGGUGGGCCACCCGCUGGACCCCAUCGGGUGCCUGUUCGCCACGCUGACGGAGACCUGCCGCAUGGACGACGACAGCGGCAUGGACACCGGAGAGGGGGAGCCACGGCCCCCGGUCUACCAGCAUGUGUCGGUGUGGGGGUGCGGGGAGGGUGGGGAGUCCUACCUGGCGCUGGCCCUGGAGGUGGCCCUCAUGGGGAUGGGACAGCAGAGGAUGAUGCCCGAGGGCCUGUACGCCCAGGACAAGGUUUGUCGGAACGAGGAGCAGAUCGUGGCCAAGCUCCAGGAGCUGGAGCUGGACGAUCUACUGGUCCAGACGCUACGGAAACAGGCCCUCCAGCUGCUGGAAGCGGGUCCGUUCAGCGGCCUGGGGGAGGUGAUCCACCGGGAGAGCGUGCCGAUGCACACCUACGCCAAGUACCUGUUCACCGCCCUCCUGCCGCACGACGCCGACCUCUCCUACAAGCUGGCCCUGCGCGCCAUGAGGCUGCCGGUGCUGGAGUCGUCGGGCGGCUCAGGGGAUGUGGGCCACCCCCACCACGGGAUCUCCAUGGUGCCGAGCCGGUACCCCCGCUGGUUCACCCUGGGACACCUGGAGUCCCAGCAGUGUGAGCUGGCCUCCACCAUGCUCACCGCCGCUAAAGGUGACAUGCUGCGGCUGCGCACGGUGCUGGAGGCGGUCCAGAAGAACAUCCACUCGUCCUCCCUCAUCUUCAAGCUGGCCCAGGACGCCUUCAAGAUCGCCACGCCCGGUGACCACCCCCCCGACAUCACCCUGCUCAACGUGGCGCUGGAGCUGGGACUGCAGGUCAUGAGGAUGACCCUGUCCACCCUGAACUGGAGGAGAAGGGAGAUGGUUCGCUGGUUAGUCACCUGUGCCACCGAAGUCGGCCUGCGGGCGCUGAUCAGCAUCCUUCAGAGCUGGUACACGCUCUUCACACCCACAGAGGCCACCAGCAUCGUGGCGGCCACCGUCAUGUCCCACAACACCAUCCUGCGGCUCAGCCUGGACUACCCCCAGCGGGAGGAGCUGGCCAGCUGCGCGCGCACGCUGGCGCUACAGUGCGCCAUGAAGGACCCGCAGAACUGCGCCCUCUCGGCCCUCACGCUCUGCGAGAAGGACCACAUUGCCUUCGAGACGGCGUACCAGAUCGUGAUCGACGCGGCCUCCACGGGCAUGACGUACUCCCAGCUGUUCACCAUCGCCCGCUACAUGGAGCACCGCGGCUACCCGCUGCGCUCGUUCAAGCUGGCGUCGCUGGCCAUGACGCACCUCAACCUGGCGUACAACCAGGACACGCACCCGGCCAUCAACGACGUGCUGUGGGCGUGCGCGCUCAGCCACUCGCUGGGCAAGAACGAGCUGGCGGCCAUCAUCCCCCUGGUGGUGAAGAGCGUGCACUGCGCCACCGUGCUGUCGGACAUCCUGCGGCGGUGCACCAUGACGGCGCCGGGCCUGGCGGGCAUCCCCGGCCGCCGCAACUCGGGCAAGCUGAUGUCGACGGACAAGGCGCCGCUGCGGCAGCUGCUGGACGCCACCAUCUCGGCGUACAUCAACACCACGCACUCGCGGCUCACGCACAUCAGCCCGCGGCACUACGGCGAGUUCAUCGAGUUCCUGAGCAAGGCGCGCGAGACGUUCCUGCUGGCGCAGGACGGGCACAUCCAGUUCGCCCAGUUCAUAGACAACCUCAAGCAGAUCUACAAGGGCAAGAAAAAACUCAUGAUGCUGGUGCGCGAGCGCUUUGGUUGAGCUACACCCCCCCCCCCUCCCCCCCCCGCGCCGUCUACGAGCUUUCUGUGACCUCUUCAGACAUCCCUCCCCCAAACCCUCCUCACCCCCCCCCCCCCCCCUCCCCCCCCUUGACAACCUGGGACUUUUUCGUCGAAAUUUGGUUUCUAUUUAAGUUUUUCAGUUUGGUUUUGUUUCUGAUUCUCUCCGGGACGUCAAGCCCUCCGGUCCGGUGGGUCGGUCGUUGGUCCAGUGUGGGGGAGUGUGGGGGGGGAGACGAGAGGCCCUGGGAGGGAGGCUUUUUUCAAAGAAACCAAACAAUUCCCCCCCCCCCUCCUUUUAUGGAGUAAAACCAAGGUUGGGUUCGGAGGGAGGACGUGGACACCAAAUGCUUUUUAGUCCAGCGGGGAACGCUCUCUCACUGGGGGCCGGGAAACGUGGAAAAGAUGGGAGGCUUUUAUAAAGACCAAGAUCAAGAUCACGCACCUACAUGGAUGCCGCAAACGCAAACCCAGUGUUAUCAUACUUAAACACACCUGUGUGUGUGUGUGUGUGCUUGUGUAUGUGUUUGUGUCUGAGUGCUCACAGUAGAAUCCGGUAUGUGUAGACUGAACUUAAGCCGCCUGCUACUACCCCUGUGAGUGGGCACACACGCAGGGCGGGGCAUGAGUGUGAGUCGCCUUGUGGGCCAAGGAAAGCCCUCUUCUGGGGGGCUUUUCCUGUCCGGCAUCUGCAGAGCACACAAUUUAAGGCGAGGUGUACGAAAUAUGUACCUUUAUGAUAACGAAAGGCAUCUUUACCUAGCCUCUUCACCACUGAUGAUGUGUGACACGUGUGUUUGUGUGUGUGGGGGGGGGGAACCGUGAGUCAAAUGACCACAAUCCCCAUCCCCAGAUCACCACUAUCGCUAUAUAGUUGCCUGUGGCCAAAGCCUUAUUUUCAUCUUCUUCUGUUUAAGCCUCCAGUGAUUCAGCUCCAACCUUCUUGAACAAGAUUUAGUCUCUUAGCAAUAUUAGCCAGAUUGCUUACUGGCGGGAAUCGCUGUGGUUGCCUGGCAACGUGAAGCUUUGGGAACCGCAGGAGGCCUGCCAGGGUACAGUGACAACAGAGUCCUGGGAGGGGACCAAACCUCUGCUGUGAUUGGUUGGUUUUGGUGAAUGCUUCUGCUCUCUUAACACGUUAACGCAAAAAAAAACAUACUGGACGGACACACUCACCCUUUGUGCAUCAUGUUUGAUUCCCCCUUUUCAGUUCCUUUGAUAUAUAUAUUUUAGCUAACAGCAGUGUAAAGUACAGCAAAAGCUUGGAUUUUUUUAGCGGUAGGACUGCAUGUCGAUGCGCAAGCACUUCACACAUAUACCUCUCCUCCCGAGUGCGCUCUGUCCUUUCCUUCAACAUUUACUUCCAGAAACAGCUGAGCGGAACACCGCAGAACCAACGGGGCUAGCGUUCAACGGGAAAAGCGUUCAAUCGGAACAAUCUCUCGAUUGAUUGCUUUAUUUUCGUUUGUUUGCGGGGUUUUUUGGAGGAAAAUGAAUAUGGAAAUGAAGGUCAGAGAAAGGGAAUUUUAUAGAAAGGGUAACUUUUUUUUUUUUACAUUCCAUGGGAAUUACCUUCACCCGCCCCUCGGGUGCAAAGGUCACCGCUUUUUUUUUUAUGGAAAGAAGGACGAAAAAAAUAAUGAGGGAAGAGGAACCAAGCAAAGGACAAUAGUAAACAAAGAGAGGGAGAGACUAAACUCAGUUCUCAGGGAAAAUCACUUAAAGAAACAAAAUGAAAAAAAAAUGUAGUAGCAUUAAGCAUUUAAAAAAUAUUGUAAAUACUGAAAGUGUCAAUUCAAAAAAUUGUAAAGUUAUAAUUAUUUAUGAUCAGUACGUUAUUAUUUUGGCUUUGUGUUUUGUCUGUAUCCUGAGGGGGACGGGGAGGGAUUACUUGAAUUUGUUUUAUUCUUUAUUUUUCUGUUGAAUUCUGGCGGGAAUGUGGCGAUGUUUUUUGUAUUGCGCAAAGGCUUCAAUGCAUUUCUCAGGUGCUUCUGUGUACAUUUCUCCUGUGUUCUGUUUUUCUCUACUAUUAUUAUUAUUAGUAUUAUUAUUAUUAUAACUACUAUUUACUGGUUAACUAACCGUUAACUACUAUUAUUUGUGCCGUUUAGUUUUUUUGCAAUUUCAGUUUUGGUAAAAAAUAGAAAAGUCAACGUUUUCUAAGGAGGGAACUUGUUAUUUGUGGAGUUUACGGUUUGACUGAGGACGGUGUUUAUUUUUGAACCAUACAGAAAACCUUUUUACUAUGCAGAAUCACUCCAAUAUGGCCGUUGUCCCCCUUAAACACAAACACUCACACACACAUCGACUGGAAAAUGGGAAGAGACUAAAACAUACAACCACUACUUAAAAAGAUGGACACACAAGUCUCUGAAAUAAUGUGCUGUAGCUAGUUAGCUUAACGCUAUAACCCUUCAACAAUGGGGAGGGGUGGGGUUUGAAAACUGUGGAAAAAGCCUUUUUGACCGAUCAAUGUACAAAGUUGUGUUUUUUGUUCAAAUUCGUUUUAUACAAUAUUAUUAUUACAAUUAUAAUUUGUUUUCAAUCAGGACUCAAGCCUCCAGUGUCUUCUCUAGCUCAAUCGUGUCUUGCUCCGACACGGUGUUAAGAAAAAAAUGAUAAAACAGAGGAAGAAAGAGAGAAUAUUGAAAAGGAGAACAUUGCAUUGUGCAGAAGGAACAGUCAGAACAGUCUCCUCCCUAACAGCCAUCACAAUCCGUUAAGUUUGAUUGUCGUCUGCUUGCAAGGCAAGCAGACGAGGCAAGAUGUAUUCCAUCGUCUUAUAUUCUUCCGCCUCAUUUUUGAUACAUAUAUCCCCUCUUCACGUGCGCUCGCAUUUAGCUUGUUAGCACGCUACCCCAUUAACGCUGGUGCUUGCGUGUAAGGGUCAGCAGAUGCUAUGCGGUUAUGCUAUACAACAUCAUGCUAUAGCAUGCCAGCUCUCAUGCUUGUUGCUAGGUUGGGGUGCUAUAGGGCCCACGUAUUUUCUUAAGCCGCGUUCAUUCUUUUUUAUUUUAAAGUCCAGUUCCACUGCUUUUCUCCCCUUCCCCAUGAAUUCCCCCAAAAGCGCAAAGGUCCAAUGUAGGGUUUUAUUUAUUGAUCUGCUUAAUAAUGAUCGAAGAAUUAUAAAAAUAUAUAAUUUCACUUUUUUCACCGGUUUAAUUCUUACCCAGUCCCUUCAAACAGCCUCUUCUGUAUUUGACAGCCACCGAUUCAAAUACGGAAUCACAUAAAGAAAGGACUUCACCCCCUUCUCCCUACUGCCUUAAACUCUCUCUCUCUAUUCCACUUCUCAAUCCUUCUCCCUUCCCUCCAUCGCUCCGUGUAUUACCAUGUACCAGUUGUUUCGCUUUGGUUUCUAAUUUAAGUUCUAAUUUGUUUUUUAGGAAAAAUUUAUAAAACCUGCGCUCGUUCACCAACUGUUCUCCAUCUCUGUUCCAAUACCCCAUUUUCUCUGUUUGUAUUUUGUCUUAACUUAAGGGAAAAGUUGAAAGUGUUUGUUGCCUCUUUGUGCUACUGAUUAUAUAAAAUAAGGUAUUUCCAGUAUUUGUUGCCACAAGUAUGAAAGCUCACCAUCAACGCGUUUGUUUUCUUUUUUUUAUUCCCAAUUUUGUUCUUGAGCGACUCUUCUUGCGACUCCUUUGAGCAACACUGUCUAUAAAGCGAGAAUUUAUUACUAUUUAUGUAACGCUACUACCAUUUUAUAUUGAUUUGUGUUGAAAUCUCAGUGCUUUUCUAUGAAUAAAGUGUGAAACACGUAA
This is a messenger RNA of Gadus macrocephalus (Pacific cod), 7405 nucleotides long. RefSeq names its product zinc finger, SWIM-type containing 5 (gene zswim5). Gene Ontology annotation, cellular component: Cul2-RING ubiquitin ligase complex. The record is from RefSeq and is a predicted model, not a curated record. The transcript has 16 exons. Lineage: Eukaryota; Metazoa; Chordata; Actinopteri; Gadiformes; Gadidae. Bases 136 to 3624 code for a protein of 1162 amino acids.